Spodoptera exigua (beet armyworm) is the source of this 429-nucleotide messenger RNA. The record is from the annotation of a GenBank genome assembly. NCBI's taxonomy places the organism in Eukaryota, Metazoa, Arthropoda, Insecta, Lepidoptera, Noctuidae.
AUGUCAGCCACUGAUGGGGCCAAUAACAAUGGUAAUGAUGAUGAUUAUGAUGUUAGCACGUUUAAAACGGUAGUGUUUGAUGAUAUCGAUCGUCAAAAAAACCAAUACUAUUUAAGCGCACUUGACCCAAACGGCUACAUUGAUAUUUAUCCCGAAGCUACAUUAAAAGCAUCCAAAGAUUUGAUUUCUAGAAGGUUGCCAUUGUUGUUAAAAACACGAGGGGAUUUUAUCACACGAGAGUGCGGUCACUGUAACGACGCGUUUGGCGUGGAGUUGGACGUGCGUGCGCGACGAGGUUCGUCAGCUGACUGGCGCGCGCGGCCCGAUCCCAGUGACAUAUGGCAGCUCAGUGCUCAACCAGAUGAUCGGCGACAACAGAAGACAGAUGUUCGGAACAGGUUCCGCGGUACGAAGGUAGAUGACGAGUGA